AGUCACAUACCGAAGAGGUGAAACAAAGUUUAUGUACCCCGUAGAUAUGACUCGAAGGAUGAGCAGCAAGGGUGACCUGUGAUGUUUUCUGGUAAUUAAUACCAGCACAGAGCUGAUGAUGAGCUGUGUGUGGUUUUGGGAGUGGAUUGAUCUGAAACUUCAUUCUUCGUCAAACAACUCUGACCGGUGGAAGUAAAUUAUGCAGCGAUGAAUGCAGGGAAAUCUUCUUUGCCACAAUUUCCGUCAAAUUGAUAUAGAAGAUCCCUCAAUUUCCUGAGAUUUCUGGCUGGCUGGCGGCAUACAAUACUUUUCCUCGGAGGAUAUCUCAAAAUUGGUUUCUUACACUGCUAAUGCACCCAGUGCCAUGUAUGCUUCGUCUCUUUAGUAGGACUUCUCAAAAGCGGCUUGGUAUGCUGCUCUGUGGAAAGGCGAUUGCCCCGAGCUCGAAAGGCUCUUGGAUGGCAUCCAUGGGCACAUUUUGGUUCGGACGUAUCACGAUUAGGCCGAAGCACAAACCGUCGGAUGCAACUGGAAAGGAUGCAAUGUCCUGCACGUGGCCGUCAAGCAGGGCUCGGAGGCUCUGAUGACGAAAUCCUCGACUUCUUCGACGACUGAGAAACGCCACCAGUUCUCGUGAAGAACCAGCCUCGCACUCCUCAUGUGUCCUUAACGUACGGCAUGAGUUUGAUCCUCGCAUUCGAUGGCAACUGCAGGUUCGACGCCGUCGCCAUAGCCCUGCUCAAUGGACACGAGAGAAUCGUCAGGAUUCUCGCAGUCGCUCUCGUUCGUUUAUGUCGAUCGAACCCCUAUCAAAUCCAGGAAGCUCUCGAGCCUCCCCCUCCGAUACUCGAGGACCGAAGCCUGAACAGAUUACAAGGGAUCACGUCGCGAGCUGGGCCAAAGUCAUCACGCGGUGGCUGCGCUGUUCCAGCGAAGCCACGAGUUCAGUUUCAUACCGAUGGAAUUGUCUCUCUUCCACGCCUAGUGCGCUUGCAGCGAGCGGAACACGGAAUUUGAGCUGCUGGACACGGUGAGAAAUUGCGAGCAGAAGCUUCUGUCGAAGGCUUUGCAGCUGCGUCGAGCCAAAGAGCUCGAACGAUUGUUCAAUCUGGAAGACGGCAGAGGAUCCGCUGCACGUCGCCGUGGAUCACGACGCGAUCAAGGAAUUCUUCCGCCUCUUAGAACCUGCUGAAAUGUACGACUUCAAAGAAGCGUUCUGGGGAGAGAUUCUGAACAGAUGAGAUGGAGGAGGGAGGACGCCAUUGCACAGAGCUGCCUCCUCCAUAGAAACCCCGAAAGACUUGAAGCUUAUCAUGAAAGACCAUGAAACGGACCUGGCUCUCACCUUCGGAUGGAAGGAUCUGGGCGACAUCUCGAGCAUCGUCGACCAGGUUUCCGUGAGAAACGGCUUCGGCAAGGCUACGUUCGAGGGAGCCUUGGCCAGCCACAUCUCGUGCUACAAUCCUCGCGGUGCGAGGAUCAUCAAGAAAUUUCGCCCCGGAGCAUUGAGAUCUAGCAAAUGCAACAUGCGGAGCACGAGGACGACGACAGCUAGAACAAGAUUUUGACUCUGCUGGAGCUGGCUGCCAGCGUGGGGAACACGCCCAUGGUUCAGCUCUUCUUCAUACACUCGAGCUUCCACAAUCCUUUCGACGUUGCAACUCACAACUUUCUCUCUAGCAGACUCGGUCCGAUUCCGAUGCUGCGAUCAUGUCUUUGUGUUGGCCGUGCCCCGACUAUGCACAAUGGUCAGUACUCUCUAAAUGCGGCAAUGGGACUCUCGAGUUCCUUAUUUGAAGUAUUUCGUUUUCAGAAAGUUCCACAUUUAGGACGAAAGUUGUCCUUGUUGAUAUAGGUGACUUUACUAGAGAAAUUAACGGUUUCACUUGACUAAAACUUUUAGUUAAUAGUCUUUGUUGAUAUAGGCGGCGUUACUAGAGAAACUAAAGUAAAUACUCAACCAAAACUUUGUGACGUUU
Molecule: messenger RNA, 1979 nt
Organism: Marchantia polymorpha subsp. ruderalis
Lineage: Eukaryota; Viridiplantae; Streptophyta; Marchantiopsida; Marchantiales; Marchantiaceae
Source: the annotation of a GenBank genome assembly